UCAAUAUACUUAUAAUGAAUUAAUCAAUUAUAAUUAGAUGGGUCACGUUACAAGCCACAUACGUAACAUGUAAUGCGAAACUAGUUUUUUUAUAAUGUUCAAUUUUAUUAUUUUAUUUAGUUUUAAAAAGUAGGAAAUACAAAAAAAAAUGUAGAAGAAUUAAAAUUCAGAAGAGUUUUUUUGUUUGAAUUCAAAUUCAGAAGAGUUUGAUAGAUAGAAAAAUAGAUAUUAGUCGUGACUAGAAGAAUUGUUAGAAAGUAAAAACUCUUCUAAACAUGACUCUUGCUACAGUUUAUUUGGCUUUGGAUGCACUGCAAAUUUAACAUGAAUUGAGAAAUACGAGCGUAUCACCAAGAUUUUCUUUCAUAAUGAAGAAGAUGGUACCCAAUUGGUCCGACCUUGAUAGCGAUCUUUUAUCUGAAAUAGCUGAUCGAAUAAGUUGUCUGCGGGAUUUUAUCAUCUUUGGCGUGGUAUGCAAGUCAUGGCGAUCAGUUGCUUCCCCGGAGAAACUCAAUAAAUUGACCAAAGUUCCGUGGCUUUUGCUUGAUAAAGAUGAUGAUGAUCACAACCCCCGUAAGUUUCUCAGCCUUUCGAAUGAUGUAAUUUACAGAAUCAGUCUUCCAAAACCUCGUGAGAAUCGAUUUAAUCUUGGGAAUUAUAUGUUUCAUUCUGGUAUAAAAGAAAACCAAUAUAUUUUAUCUUCAAAAGGAUGGUAUUUGAUGGUGGAGGAUAAUUUUCAAUUAAGUCUUUUGAAUCCUUUCUCGCUCUCAAGAAUUGAUCUUCCACAUUGUUUCCCUUCUCCUCAUAUUAGAAAAUUUUAUCUGCGAUAUUCUGAAAUCUUUGAUUUCGCUUUAUCCUUCGGUCCAAGUGCCACUUCAGAAUUUACAAUCAUGAUUGUUUACUUUAUACGUAGCGCGUUUGAGGCAAAAUUAGUUUUUUGGAAAAAUGGAGAUCGCGAGUGGACUAACUUAGAUCUCAAAAUGAAAACAAUUAAUGCCAAAAUCACAUAUCACAAUGGCCGAUUCUAUAUUCCUCAUGUUGAUUUUCUAAAAGGAUUUGUUGUUCAUGAAAUUGACAUUCGAAAUUCUAAAUCUGUUUCAAUAAGCAGCAAGUCAAUUACCAAUCCCGAUCCGUCUUUGCUUCCUAAUCGAUUUUGGAUAGUUGAAUCAUCUCGAGUGCUCAUGAUGGUCUAUCAGAGAUUGAAUUCUGAGUCAAGAGAUGGCCGUGGGUAUAUUAUCGGCGAUCGUUAUUGUCAUGUUUCACAUUUAUAUUUUGUAGUUCAAGAGAUUGAUUUUGAGAAAGGAGAACUCAAAGAGGUGAGUGAUUUAGGAGAUGAAGCUAUAUUUUUGGGAUGUUACUCUUCUUUUUUGGUUGAUGUAUCGAAUGAAUCGAGGUUUAAAUCCAAUCACAUUUACUUUGCUGAAAACUUUCGAGGCACUUGGACGUAUCACAAUAGAGGUGUUGGUGUUUACAGCAUGAUCGAUGGAUCAUCGAAACCGCUUUUCAGCGAGGCAAACAAUGGUUAUUGUUGUUCUAGUCAAUGGAUCGAACCAAGACCUUGACCUUUAGUAGGGUGCAUUGUUUCUUUUUCUAAGUUCUGAGGUAGUUUUUUAUUUAUUGUGCAAAAAUAACAUUAUUGGUGUUGUUUGUUAGUUAUUUAUCUUAAAUAUUUAUGGGUAAAGGCUUCUGAUAUUGAUAUUGAAGUUGUCUUUACAAAGUUAGUUUUAGUUAGAGAAAGUCUA
Messenger RNA from Mercurialis annua (annual mercury), 1742 nucleotides. RefSeq names its product probable F-box protein At1g44080. NCBI's taxonomy places the organism in Eukaryota, Viridiplantae, Streptophyta, Magnoliopsida, Malpighiales, Euphorbiaceae. The transcript has a single exon. Bases 369 to 1562 code for a protein of 397 amino acids. The record is from RefSeq and is a predicted model, not a curated record.